GUGUGCACAUGUAAAAUCACUUUACAAUACUGUCGCAGAAUUUUCAUGUACGCGUUUUUCAUACGUUUGUUGUCCUAGCAAUUGAUAAAAAUGGAAAAUAUUCCGCGUACUCAUGAAGAUAUUGAGGCGCAAAUCUCGGAUAUACAAGCUAAGAAGACCGAAUUGGCCAAGACCAAUGCGGCGGCUGCCGGCGUCGGUUUGUUGGACAGCGGCGGAUUCUUUGACUCAGAUCUGUACGACGAUGAGGGGGCUGGUGGGAAGGGGAAGGGGGCAAAAGGUCGAUACGAGGGCUACAACACAUCGAUUGCAGCCAACGAUGAUGAGGGGGACGAGGAUGAAGAGGAGGAGGACGAUGGUUUCCCAGUGCCACAAAAGCGCACCACAUACACAGCGCCCACGUCCGUGCUGAAAGACGUGAUCCAAGGCAAGGAGGAUGUGGAUCCCAUGGCAGACCGACGACGUCCCACAAUCGCCGAUCGCGAGGAUGAGUAUAGACAGAAGCGUCGUCGCAUUAUCAUCUCCCCGGAUCGUGCCGAUCCCUUUGCCGAUGGCGGCAAAACACCGGAUGUGGGUUCCCGCACUUAUACGGAUAUUAUGCGCGAGCAAAUGCUCAAGGGGGAAGAGUCGGAGUUAAGGCGUCGCAUUAUGGAAAAGUCCAAGGACGGCACUCUGGUCAAGUCCGCGUCCUCGGCGAAUGGCGAGUCGGCGGCCAAGUCGGAAGGCGGACGCAAACGUGGACGUUGGGAUCAAACGGUCAGCGAGAGUUUCAUUCCCGCCAAAGUGGCAGCCACGCCCAGCAGCGCUGCCACUCCCACUUGGGAGGACAAAACUCCUGGGGAUCAUCGCUGGGAUGAGACGCCUGGUCACAAGGGAAGCGAGACUCCCGGAGCGACACCUGGACUCGGCACACGGAUCUGGGAUGCGACGCCGGCGCACGCGAUGACACCGGGCCAUGAGACGCCCGGACACGAGAAAUCCGCACGACGAAAUCGCUGGGAUGAGACACCAAAGACGGAGCGUGAGACGCCCGGACACAGUGGCUGGGCGGAGACGCCCAAACCGGAUCGCAGUGGCAGCGGCGCCAGCGGCGAGAGCAUCUCCAUUGAAUCCACACCAGGAGCAUCCAAGCGACGCUCCCGCUGGGAUGAGACACCUUCGAAUGCAACGCCGUCGAUAACGCCCAGUAAUUCCAAUGCCAUGACGCCCAGCAUGACGCCACAUGCCACGCCAGGACAUGCCACUCCCCUUUUGACACCCGGCGGCAGUACGCCCGUGGGCAUCAAGGCAAUGGCCAUGGCCACGCCUACACCGGGCGCCUUGGCGGCCAUGACGCCGGAACAACUGCAGGCCUAUCGCUGGGAGAAGGAGAUCGACGAGCGGAAUCGACCCUAUACGGAUGAGGAACUGGAUCAGAUCUUUCCGCCUGGCUACAAGAUACUGCCGCCACCAGCGGGCUAUGUUCCACUCCGCACACCCGGACGCAAGCUGAUGGCCACGCCCACUCCCAUCGCAGGCACACCCGCCGGCUUCUUCAUCCAGCUGGAGGAUAAGAAUGCCAAGUUUAUGGAUAAUCAGCCCAAGGGACAAAAUCUGCCGUUUAUGAAGCCGGAGGAUGCGCAAUACUUUGAUAAGCUACUCGUGGAUGUCAAUGAGGAUGCACUGUCGCCGGAGGAGCUGAAAGAGCGGAAGAUCAUGAAGUUGCUGUUGACCAUUAAGAAUGGUUCGCCACCAAUGCGCAAGUCCGCACUGCGUCAGAUGACGGACAAGGCACGUGAAUUUGGUGCCGGACCGCUUUUCAAUCAGAUCCUGCCGCUGCUUAUGUCACCCACGCUGGAGGAUCAGGAGCGUCAUUUGCUCGUGAAAGUCAUUGAUCGUGUGUUGUAUAAAUUGGAUGAUUUGGUGCGUCCAUUUGUGCACAAGAUAUUGGUGGUGAUUGAACCACUGCUGAUUGAUGAGGAUUACUAUGCUCGCAUUGAGGGCAGAGAGAUUAUAUCGAAUUUGGCCAAGGCAGCGGGUUUGGCCACCAUGAUCUCCACCAUGCGUCCGGACAUUGAUAAUAUCGAUGAGUAUGUGAGGAAUACAACAGCGCGUGCCUUUGCCGUGGUCGCAUCCGCCUUGGGAAUACCCUCAUUGUUGCCCUUCCUAAAAGCUGUGUGCAAGUCAAAGAAAUCCUGGCAAGCACGUCAUACAGGCAUUAAGAUUGUCCAACAGAUUGCCAUACUUAUGGGCUGUGCUAUAUUGCCACAUCUCAAGGCGCUGGUGGAGAUUAUCGAGCACGGUCUGGUGGAUGAGCAGCAGAAGGUGCGAACAAUUACAGCCUUGGCCAUUGCCGCCUUGGCGGAGGCAGCCACACCCUAUGGCAUUGAAUCCUUCGAUUCGGUAUUGAAACCCCUGUGGAAAGGCAUCCGUACACAUCGUGGCAAAGGAUUAGCCGCGUUCCUCAAGGCAAUUGGUUAUCUUAUACCGUUGAUGGAUGCAGAAUAUGCCAAUUAUUAUACCAGAGAGGUCAUGUUGAUACUCAUCAGAGAGUUUCAAUCUCCGGAUGAGGAGAUGAAGAAGAUUGUUCUGAAGGUGGUGAAACAAUGUUGUGCCACCGAUGGCGUGGAACCACAAUAUAUUAAAGAGGAGAUUCUGCCGCACUUUUUCAAGUUCUUUUGGAAUCAUCGCAUGGCGCUGGACAGACGCAACUAUCGCCAGCUGGUGGACACCACCGUGGAGAUAGCCAACAAAGUGGGCACCUCCGAGAUCAUCAAUCGUGUGGUGGAUGAUCUUAAGGAUGAGAAUGAACAGUAUCGUAAAAUGGUCAUGGAAACGGUGGAGAAGAUUAUGGGUAAUCUGGGUGCAGCGGAUAUUGAUUCGCGUCUUGAGGAGCAACUUAUCGAUGGCAUAUUGUAUGCCUUCCAGGAGCAGACCACCGAGGAUGUGGUCAUGUUGAAUGGCUUUGGCACCAUUGUCAAUCAGUUGGGCAAACGGGUGAAACCAUAUUUGCCACAGAUUUGUGGCACUAUCUUGUGGCGUCUGAAUAACAAAUCCGCCAAGGUGCGUCAACAGGCAGCGGACUUAAUCUCACGCAUUGCUGUCGUCAUGAAGACCUGUCAGGAGGAGAAGCUAAUGGGUCAUCUGGGUGUGGUGCUCUAUGAGUAUCUGGGUGAGGAAUAUCCCGAGGUGCUGGGCAGCAUUCUGGGUGCACUCAAAGCCAUUGUCAAUGUCAUUGGCAUGACCAAGAUGACGCCACCCAUUAAGGAUCUGCUGCCACGCCUAACGCCCAUCCUGAAGAAUCGACAUGAGAAAGUGCAGGAGAAUUGCAUUGAUUUGGUGGGACGCAUUGCGGAUCGUGGACCCGAAUAUGUUUCAGCCCGCGAAUGGAUGAGGAUAUGCUUUGAGCUGCUGGAGCUGCUAAAGGCACACAAAAAGGCAAUAAGGAGAGCCACAGUGAACACGUUUGGUUACAUAGCCAAGGCAAUUGGACCACACGAUGUGCUGGCCACACUUUUGAAUAAUCUGAAGGUGCAGGAGCGUCAGAAUCGUGUGUGCACCACAGUUGCCAUUGCCAUUGUGGCGGAGACAUGUCGUCCAUUCACUGUUCUUCCCGCUCUCAUGAACGAAUAUCGUGUGCCGGAGCUGAAUGUCCAGAAUGGUGUGCUGAAAUCCCUCUCCUUUCUCUUUGAAUACAUUGGCGAGAUGGGCAAGGAUUAUAUAUAUGCGGUGUGUCCACUGCUGGAGGAUGCACUCAUGGAUCGGGAUCUGGUGCAUCGUCAGACGGCCUGUUCGGCCAUCAAGCACAUGUCCUUGGGUGUCUACGGAUUUGGCUGCGAGGAUGCACUGACUCAUCUGCUCAAUUACGUGUGGCCGAAUAUCUUUGAGACGUCGCCACAUCUGGUGCAGGCCUUUAUGGACUCGGUGGAUGGACUGCGUGUCUCGUUGGGCUCCAUUAAAAUAUUACAGUACACGUUACAAGGUUUAUUUCAUCCCGCCAGAAAGGUACGGGAUGUCUACUGGAAGAUUUACAAUUCAUUAUAUAUUGGUGGCCAGGAUGCACUCAUUGCUGGCUAUCCGAGGAUCACCAAUGAUCCCAAAAAUCAAUACGAGCGAUACGAACUCGACUACAUGCUCUAAAUGGGACAUACAGAUUGUAAUCUACCAUUAUAAUUUUGAUAAGUUUGAGAAUACACAUACAAAUAUAACACCAAUUGUACAAAACCGA
Drosophila innubila is the source of this 4204-nucleotide messenger RNA. It is a transcript of the gene Sf3b1, whose product is annotated as splicing factor 3B subunit 1. NCBI's taxonomy places the organism in Eukaryota, Metazoa, Arthropoda, Insecta, Diptera, Drosophilidae. The coding region runs from base 91 to 4116 and encodes 1341 amino acids. The transcript has 3 exons. Gene Ontology annotation, biological process: spliceosomal complex assembly. The record is from RefSeq and is a predicted model, not a curated record. Gene Ontology annotation, cellular component: U2 snRNP; catalytic step 2 spliceosome; U2-type prespliceosome. Gene Ontology annotation, molecular function: mRNA binding.